Durio zibethinus is the source of this 2061-nucleotide messenger RNA. RefSeq names its product pectinesterase-like. Gene Ontology annotation, biological process: cell wall modification. Lineage: Eukaryota; Viridiplantae; Streptophyta; Magnoliopsida; Malvales; Malvaceae. Gene Ontology annotation, molecular function: pectinesterase activity; enzyme inhibitor activity. The record is from RefSeq and is a predicted model, not a curated record.
GGCCGCAUUGAAAUGAAAACCCUUAGGUGGCAUUGAAAAGCAACCAUAAAUCCCUGAACCACACAAAUCAAGCCAUAAAGAUUCUGUUUUUACGUAAACAUCAUGCAUGGCCCAAUUAGCAUUUUGAUUUUGAAUAAAACCCUAAACCCCGUUCAUAAUUUCAUGCUUUGUCCCACCAAAUUUAAGCAUUUGCUAGCCCUAUAUAAACAAUCUUUCCCUCCCUCUCUUUUGAUCAAUUCAAACUUGGAAAUCUUUAGACAUUUCUAUAUCGCUCCUCUCUUGCAAAAACUUGAGUUGUCUUCAUGGAUAAGCUCAUAGUCCUUGCUUUUCUCAUUGCCCAUUUCUUCAUUUUCCCACUAGGCAACUUUGUGCAUGGUGCUAUUGCUGCUACAAUAACAUCAUGUAGCCAAACCCCGUACCCUGAAGUGUGCAACUAUUUCAUGGGAAAUAGCAUUGUUGCAGUAAGCCUUGACGAAACCGAAUUGUCGUUCCGUCACCUUGCCAUUCAGGUGACCCUGGACCAAGCAGUCCGAGCUCACCAGCUCGUCUCAGAUAUGGACAUGAGUUCAUUUGAUGAGCGAGCUAAGUUGGCUUGGAAUGAUUGCUUGGAGCUCUAUGAGAACACCGCUAGCCUUCUUAACCAAUCAAAGAGCACUAACAAUCCUAUAGAUGCUCAAACCUGGUUAAGUGCUGCAAUUGCCAACCAACAAACCUGCCAAAAUGGCUUCAUUGACUUCAACUUGGCCUCUCAUUUACAAACCUUACCAUCAAUGUUAGGCAACUUUUCAAAGUUGCUUAGCAAUUCUCUGGCUGUAAAUAAGGCCACUGUUACAUCCUCUUCUGCCCACAGUAACUUUGCUAAACAAGUUGGCAAUCGACGCCUGUUUGCCUAUGGAUUUCCAUCUUGGCUUUCGGCUACUGAUCGAAAGCUCUUGCAAAAAACCGAUGCACCACCAAAAGCUGAUAUUGUGGUGGCUCAAGACGGCUCCGGCAAUUUUAAGACCAUAACCGAGGCAGUGGCAGCAGCAGGUGGGGGCAAAAGAACUGUUAUAUACAUAAAAGCUGGAGUUUACAAGGAAAAUGUGGAUAUCAAGAGAUCAACUAAAAAUAUAAUGCUAAUUGGGGACGGAAUUGAUGCCACGGUUGUUACUGGUAGCAAGAAUGCGCAAACUACAACAACUUUUCGUUCAGCAACUGUUGGUGUCGCGGGUGACGGCUUCAUAGCUCGUGACAUAACCUUUGAGAACACCGCCGGGCCUCAGAAACACCAGGCGGUUGCCCUCCGAUCCGGCUCCGAUUUCUCAGUCUUCUAUCGUUGCAGCUUCAAGGGUUACCAAGAUACCUUGUAUGUUUACUCUCAACGCCAAUUCUAUCGUGACUGUGACAUUUAUGGAACCGUUGACUUCAUAUUUGGUGACGCUGUUACUGUUCUUCAAAACUGCAAUAUCUAUAUCCGGAGACCAAUGAGCAGCCAAAAGAACACCGUGACAGCACAAGCAAGAACCGACCCCAAUGAGAACACGGGCAUAAUUAUCCACAAUUCACGUGUUACAGCGUCGUCGGAUAUGAGGGCCGUUCAAGGUUCGUUCAAGAAUUAUUUGGGGAGGCCAUGGCAGAAAUAUUCAAGAACUGUGUUCAUGAAGAGUGGUUUGGAUGGACUGAUAGAUGCAGAAGGGUGGCUACCAUGGAGUGGAGGCUUUGCUUUAGAUACUCUUUACUAUGCUGAGCAUAUGAACACUGGUGCCGGUGCAAGUACUAGUGGAAGGGUGAAGUGGGGUGGAUAUCAUGUCAUAACCGCCACUGAAGCCGCAAAAUUCACUGUUGGUAAUUUUCUGGCCGGAGAUGCUUGGAUUCCGGGAACCGGAGUACCAUUUGAUGCUGGGCUGUGAAUUUUUGACAGGGUUGGCGUGAUUUCGCCGUUUGGAAAAUGUAAAUAGAAAGUGACCCAGAUGUUUAUCAAUUGUCACAUAGUUUGUGUUGGUUAAUUUCUUAACUUUAUAUGCGAUAAAAAUAGGAGAUUCUAAAUAUAUAUUUAUAUUAUAUAUAGUUGAAUUUGUCAAA